Macrosteles quadrilineatus (aster leafhopper) is the source of this 1523-nucleotide messenger RNA. RefSeq names its product V-type proton ATPase subunit E-like. The transcript is spliced from 5 exons. The record is from RefSeq and is a predicted model, not a curated record. Gene Ontology annotation, biological process: proton transmembrane transport. Gene Ontology annotation, cellular component: proton-transporting two-sector ATPase complex, catalytic domain. The coding region runs from base 102 to 782 and encodes 226 amino acids. Gene Ontology annotation, molecular function: proton-transporting ATPase activity, rotational mechanism. Lineage: Eukaryota; Metazoa; Arthropoda; Insecta; Hemiptera; Cicadellidae.
CUGCCUGUCUGUCUGUGACAUCGUCUUCUUCAGGGCUUGGUCUACAUUCUCAGACAAUUUUAUUUAUAUUUCUAGAAAUUCGUAUUUAACUUCAAUCAAUCAUGGCUUUAAGCGAUGCGGACGUACAAAAGCAGAUCAAACAUAUGAUGGCUUUCAUUGAGCAAGAAGCCAAUGAAAAGGCCGAAGAGAUCGAUGCAAAGGCUGAAGAAGAGUUCAACAUUGAGAAGGGAAGGCUUGUUCAGCACCAACGUCUCAAGAUCAUGGAAUACUAUGAAAGAAAAGAGAAACAAGUUGAACUUCAGAAAAAAAUUCAGUCAUCAAACAUGCUGAACCAAGCUCGACUGAAGGUGUUGAAAGUGAGAGAGGAUCAUGUUCGUACCGUGUUGGAUGAAGCACGCAAGAGGCUGUCUGAGUUUAGCCGCAACACAGCAAAAUACUCAGAGGUUCUUAAGGCCUUGACCGUUCAAGGACUGUUACAGCUGUUGGAACCAAACGUGCUCCUGCGAGUGCGUGAAGCUGAUAUUCCUUUGGCUGAGAGCAUCGUCCCUGCCAUAGCUGAAGAAUUCAGCAAGGUUUCUGGCCAGGAGAUCAACCUGAAGGUGGACUCGGAGAGUUUUCUGCCGCAAGACAGCUGUGGAGGUGUUGAAUUGCUCGCUCAACGAGGCAAGAUAAAGAUCUCCAACACUCUGGAAGCCAGGUUGGACCUCAUAGCACAACAGUUGGUGCCUCAGAUACGUAACGCACUCUUCGGCAAGAACACCAACAGAAAGUUUACCGAUUAGAUUGCCUACGAGAACUUUCUCAACAUUCCUUUGCUUUACUCAGAAUAGAAUCCAGAUAGUCCAUGCCUAACAAUUUUGAGAUUUUUAGUUAAAAUUAUAAAUUAUAUUGAUCCAUUGGUGAAAAGUCUAAAUGGAAAAAGAUUAAGCAUGGGAUAGUUUGACUAGUGUUAUUCGCCCUGAAUAUAUUCAGCCUUUUAUUAGUUUCCCCUUUUGAGUCUUCCUGCACUUUUAGGUUAUUUAAGUUUUUAGUACAUUUUAUCCUAGUUUCCAGUUUGUUUAGUAAUUUUACAUCAAUUAAACUGCCAAGAAACCACCAAUAGACGAAAGCUAUUUACUAGUUGCCAAAAAAACUAUAUUUUAAUUUUUAGGAAGUGUGUUUUACAAGUUUACUGUGUUAUACACAUCUACUCAUAUUUAUUGUAUUGUUGAUUAAACUGAUUUUAAAUAGCAUGAAUUUUAUUUUAGCUGUAAAUGGAACAGUAUUCUUUAACUUAUAAUCCGUUUAGGGAUGUUAAAUAGGGUGGUAUGAGCUAUGCAUGUUUGUGAUUUAAGUAUUUUUUCCGGUUAAUUGUAAACCAGAACCAGUGUUAACACAAUACUUUAUUCAAAAAAAUUAUAGGUGUUGGAUUUGGUGCCAUCUUAAAGUUGUCAGAAAAUCUGCUUCAUAGUAAAAUUUGAAUUGUAUAUAUGUACAUGUCGUAAAGAUUUUUGUUGAUUAGUAAAAAGUUUAUUGGGCACUAA